CAUCCUCCAAACUCUAGAUAAUUCCAAUAUUGGAAAUGUGGAAAUUUAUUAUUUAUCUUUCUUAACACUCGUACUGUCAUACAACACAACCGACAUUGCCUCGUACUUAUGAUAGCCAUUGCAGUUCCAUUUCAUUGUUGAAGCAAACUCAUAAGAGUAGUUUGCAUUCAGCAAUCUCCGUAACCCAAAUUUCGGAAUAUUGAUUAAAAUCAGAAGCUAACUCCUGCCAUUGCUACAAGUCAGUGGAGAUGAGAUUUAUCGUCUCGGGUUUGUUUCUUUUUGUGCUCUUUUGUCAUGCAGCUGCAUAUGAUCCAUUGGAUCCGAACGGAAAUGUAACAAUCAAAUGGGAUAUUGUCUCUUGGACGCCAGAUGGAUACGUGGCUGUUGUAACAAUUAACAAUUUUCAAAUGCAUCGGCACAUCAUUAGUCCUGGUUGGACUUUGGGGUGGACAUGGGCUAAGAAAGAAGUGAUAUGGUCCAUGGUAGGGGCUCAAACAACUGAGCAAGGUGACUGCUCCAAGUUCAAAGGAAACAUACCUCACUGCUGCAAGAAAACCCCCACAGUUGUAGACCUCCUCCCAGGUGUUCCCUACAACCAACAAUUCACCAAUUGCUGCAAAGGUGGAGUGCUUCCAGCAUGGGGUCAAGAUCCUCAAGCUGCUAUCUCUGCUUUCCAAGUGAGUGUUGGAUUAGCCGGUACUUCAAACAAGACGGUGAAACUUCCCAAGAACUUCACUUUGCUCGGUCCGGGACCAGGAUACACUUGUGGUCCUGCAAAGGUUGUGCCUUCCACCACUUUUCUCACCCCUGAUCGUCGCAGAAAAACUCAGGCCCUCAUGACAUGGAACGUGACUUGCACUUAUUCACAGUUUCUAGCCAGGAAAAACCCGAAUUGUUGUGUCUCUUUCUCAUCUUUCUACAAUGAAACCAUCACCCCUUGCCCAUCUUGUGCUUGUGGAUGCCAGAACAAAAUCAGCUGCGUCAAGAGUGAUUCCAAAAUUCUAAAAAUGGUGGGAGUAAACACUCCAAGGAAAGAUAAUGCCCCAUUGCUUAAAUGCACACACCACAUGUGCCCAGUUCGGGUGCACUGGCAUGUCAAGCUCAACUACAAGGAAUACUGGCGUGUUAAGGUUUCAAUCACCAACUUCAACUACAGGAUGAACUACACCCUUUGGAGCCUCGUUGUCCAGCACCCCAAUCUUAAUAACGUGACACAAGUUUUCAGCUUUGAUUACAAACCUCUGGUUCCGUAUGAGUCAAUCAAUGAUACAGGGAUUUUCUAUGGCAUGAAGUACUACAAUGACCUGUUGAUGGAAGCAGGGCCAUUUGGAAAUGUUCAGUCAGAGCUGCUCCUUCAAAAGGACAAGGACACCUUCACUUUCAAGCAGGGAUGGGCAUUUCCAAGGAAAGUCUAUUUCAAUGGUGAUGAAUGCAUGCUACCUCCACCUGAUACAUACCCAUUUCUACCAAAUUCUGCCAAUCAAGACCUAUUCUCCAUCACAACAUUCAUUGCUGCAAUGCUUUUAUUAUUAGUGGCUUUUUGGUGAUUAAUUGUUUACCAUGGAGUACGAAAUGGCGGGGAACUAGAAUUGAGAGAUUUGGAUUGGGAAGAUUUUACCCGAGAUAACAGGUAGAAGAGAGAAUACAAAUUCAAAUUUCUUUAAACGAAUCAGUAGGCAUUUUGUAACAAAAAUUCUAGCUGGAUGGAUCCGAAUUGGCUAGCAGAUACACACGUUACUCUCUUCAUAACAAAUAUAUUCAUGUUUUUUUGGCCUUCAUAUAACAAAUACGUUAAGGAAUUUCUUAUAGUUUCCUGUAUUGCAAUGGCGUAAAAUAGAUGCUUCACCAUAGUUCACCUUUUCCUAUCACCCAGCCCCUAAGGGAUCUUUCUGC
This is a messenger RNA of Durio zibethinus, 1893 nucleotides long. Its product is annotated as COBRA-like protein 4. Gene Ontology annotation, cellular component: plasma membrane. Lineage: Eukaryota; Viridiplantae; Streptophyta; Magnoliopsida; Malvales; Malvaceae. The record is from RefSeq and is a predicted model, not a curated record. Gene Ontology annotation, biological process: plant-type cell wall cellulose biosynthetic process; cellulose microfibril organization.